AGAAUCUAAUAGCUCAGUUGGAAGGCGAGAAGCAAGCCAGUGACAACAUCAAACGCGAUCUUGUGCGACGUAUUAGGAUGCUGGAACAUGCAUUGAGGAGACAAUGGAGAAUGACAUGUGGAAGCAGCGCUGGAAUGAUUAAAGAGAGAGUAGGUGGCAAAUCUGGUGAGGGGGAACCAGCGUCGCGGGACGUUGCUGGGGUUACAUAUGGUGAAGUACGCGCUAUGGAUGAAUUAGCGCACCCGGUUAGAGAUGUAAUCCAUGAGAACGGGGAUGAAACUUGCGAUAUUGGCCAAGGCCUGGAAGGUGGCGAAGUGCAUCAUGGGUUUCACACUAGCAUACCUGAGACAUCGCAACACAAUGCCAAUACACAGUCGACAUCGAAAACAAAUACAAACCAGCACAACGGACAAAUACCAAAAGAUUUAAUGAACCACGCAACGACACGUCCCGUACUACCAUCGGUUGAGACAAGGAGUGCAGCGCGUACCAAGCGCGAAUCAACACGAAAAUUUCUUCAGUCGUACUUACUUGAAAUGCAGGUUUCAGAAUCAUUCGUGGAGUCGAGAGUGGCCCAUUUAAAGCAAAUAUACGACCAACGAGUAAAUAAUGAGAGGACGAGGUCGCACGGCGAUGUUAACAGUGCUUCUAAUGUCACUCAGCUUUCGAGUCCGCAAACCGAUAACGCUCAUACAACGAAGGCCCUCGAUCAAGAUAAUUUUGUUGAUAAUCGCUUAGUCACAACGACUGGCGAAAGGAAAAUGGGCUUUGAGGAAGAAAAUAACGAUCAUGCCACAGGAGCUGAUCAGUCUUUUGUGCGGGAUGUAAAUUCUGAGGAGAUGGCCAAGAUCAAUCGUGUGAUGCACAAAGGAGACAAGGCUCACCAGCAUGCUUUGGGCAGUCCGUACCAAAGACACGCUACUGGCCCAAACUCCCACCGCGGGUCCUCAGAUUUAGAGCAACUAAACAACCUCAGCCUGAGCGAUGAUGAUCUUGAUGCCUUGAUGCCUGACACUAGCGGUGCAAGAGACAAUAAACCCAAGAAAUGGCUGCCAAAGUACGCUUUGUAUGGCCAUACAGAUAUGGCACAUUGCAUACUGUUCCAUACAUCAGACCCGGUUGCAUUCACGGGAUCAGCUGAUAAUACCAUCAAGCUCUGGAUGCUUUCCCGCCGUUCUUCGCCAGUCGGGGAUAAGGAACCUGCGCUGCUCACGUACACUGGCCAUAGUGGCGCUGUAUGCUCUCUUGCAAUGACACUCAAAAGAAAAUUGCUAUUCAGUGCCAGCCGCGACACUACAGUUAGAGUGUGGACUAUCCCUGAGUUACCUUGUCCGCCUAAUGCGCCGAAUGAAUCUCCGAAAUGUCUGUAUGAGUUCAAGCAGCAUGGUGCACCUGUCAGCUGUGUUGUAGUACACCCUACCAAGGACCUUAUAGCUUCAGUAUCGUCCGAUGGUGCAUGCUACGUCUGGAAGUAUUCACAAGACCGGCUGGAAUCAUCCACAGACAUAUACACACCCGUUUUGUGUAGGAGGGGUGGCGACGCCAAAGGCGCGGCCAUCGUUGUGUCAUUCAUGAACACAUCGCCACGGAAUGUCGUGGUGGCCUACGCGGAUGGUGACAUAAUCAUUUACGAUACACAGACGGGCGAGGAAGUACUCGCUUGUAAGUAUGAUUCUGAGGAUGAGGAGAAAAGGGGCAAACCUACCCACGCAGUGUGCCACCAUACAAAGGCUCUGCUGAUUGCUUCAUACGAUGAUGGAAGGUUAUUCUUCUUCGACACAAUUACAGGUCGUCAAGUGAAUACGCAUAUGGCACAUCCCGAGUGUGUCACCCACAUAGCCAUUGACCCAACCGGACUUUACUACAUGACAUCGAGUCGGGAUCGAUCUCUGCGCUUGUGGGAUAUGGAAGCAGGACGGUGUGUGCAAGAAAUAGCGACGACUCACCGGCAGAAAGACGAAGAAUCUGUUCUGACAGUUGAAUGGCAUCCUGUACGGAACUUUGUAGCUAGCGGAGGCGCAGACGGUGCUAUCAAAGUGUACACCAGUUAAAAGUAAUAUAGUAAAGUAAAUAGAAGCCAUUCCAAUGUUUGGAGUGCUGUAAGUGUUCUGAUUUUGCUGGAAAUUAGGAAGCAACGCCAAGAUUCGCACAAUAGGAGUCUCGGACAUUUUCUGACACAGAAUUUACUGUGUCGGUGUAUGUGUGACCCCUGAGUCGAGUGGUAUUGAAUAUGUGACGUUAUGGUCGACACGG
Messenger RNA from Sphaeroforma arctica JP610, 2253 nucleotides. RefSeq lists its product as hypothetical. Lineage: Eukaryota; Ichthyosporea; Ichthyophonida. The record is from RefSeq and is a predicted model, not a curated record. The transcript has 12 exons. Gene Ontology annotation, molecular function: protein binding. Bases 78 to 2051 code for a protein of 657 amino acids.